Messenger RNA from Drosophila sulfurigaster albostrigata, 702 nucleotides. RefSeq names its product mitogen-activated protein kinase kinase kinase 7-like. The transcript has 2 exons. The record is from RefSeq and is a predicted model, not a curated record. Gene Ontology annotation, biological process: positive regulation of canonical NF-kappaB signal transduction; JNK cascade; protein phosphorylation. NCBI's taxonomy places the organism in Eukaryota, Metazoa, Arthropoda, Insecta, Diptera, Drosophilidae. Gene Ontology annotation, molecular function: magnesium ion binding; ATP binding; MAP kinase kinase kinase activity. The coding region runs from base 260 to 625 and encodes 121 amino acids.
GUUAAGACAACGAUUGUUUUAAAUGUAAUUAAUUAUGUAUAUUAUACUAAAUCUUGCAGAUAUUUAUUAAAGGGGUCAAAAAUCUGUGUUGAAACCGCAAUAAAAACGAAAUAUUUUAUGAUUGAUCAAGAUUCACAGCAUUGCUAAGUAUCCACAGAAAUUUCUUAUUAACUUAGGUAAAAUUCCAGUUAUCAACACCAAUAAUAAUAUCCAUUUUGAUAUAUUUUCAAUAUAUUAACAUAAAGUCAUACAUCGAAUUAUGGACGAUUUAGUUACUGUAAAUUUCAAUGAAAUACAAUCGGAUGAAGAGCUUGGAAGAGGUAGCUAUGGUGUUGUCCAAAAAGCAUCGUGGAAAACUGAGUUAGAAGUGAGACAAAUUGCUGUGAAAAUAAUUGAAGAUAAACAAACCGAGAAUAUUAAUUUCGAAAAAGAUAUUCACCGAAAAAUCCAGAAUCUACUAAAAUGUAUCCAUCCCAAUAUCAUAACGUUGUAUGGAGUCUCUAAAAACACCAAGAAUAACAUUUGUUUACUGUUUGAAUAUGCGGAUUGCGGAUCUCUCUACGAUUUACUGCAUCGCAAGAACUUUGAAGUUUCAUUCAACGGGAAUCUUGAUUGGAUGCUAUAAUGUGCCAAGGUAUUAUGUUAAAUGUUCUUUUAUUUUCCUUAAUACAUUGUCUUUUUAGGGAAUAGACUACUUGCAUA